Molecule: messenger RNA, 834 nt
Organism: Pelodiscus sinensis (Chinese soft-shelled turtle)
Lineage: Eukaryota; Metazoa; Chordata; Testudines; Trionychidae
Gene: HMGA1
Product: high mobility group AT-hook 1
Biological process (GO): regulation of DNA-templated transcription
Cellular component (GO): nucleus; chromatin
Molecular function (GO): DNA binding; transcription coregulator activity
Source: RefSeq, a predicted model, not a curated record
UUGGAACAAUUUUUUUUAUUUAUAUAAAUAAGAGAGCCCUGGCUGGUCUGUAUAUGUAUGUGAGUGAGUCCCUGCCUUCUUGUUUCAGAUCCGCAUUUGCAAUCAGCAGCAACCAGAAGGGGGGUUGGGGUUUAAUUUGAUCACAACACAGACUCACAAGGAAAAAAAAACACAACACCACACAGAGCCGAGACCGAGAGCAAUUAAAGACGAUGAGUGAAUCUAGUGCAAAAUCCAGCCAGCCCUUGGCUUCCAAACAGGAGGAGGACGUGUCUGAGAAGAGAGGACGGGGGCGACCCAGGAAGAAGCCUCAGCAGGAACCCAGCGAGGCGCCAAACCCCAAGAGACCACGUGGCAGACCAAAGGGGAGCAAAAACAAGGCCAGUUCUAAAGGCAGGAAAGCUGCAGUAACACCUGGGAGGAAACCUCGAGGCCGGCCCAAAAAAUCACAAAAGGACGAGGAGGAGGUGAACGUAUCCCAGGAGUCGUCCGAAGAGGAGCAGUGAAAACGCUUGAGCCCGGCACUACCUCAUCAAUCAACUUACCAAUUUCUCGUCACGUACUUGGACUGAGGAAGGAACAAAACAAAACAAAAAUCCUAGGUGGGAUUUUUUGUUUUUUUUUUCCCUCCGCAACUUUCUCACACUCAAAACAGCAGCAGCACUGGAGUACAGAUCAAACCGACGGAGCAGCCGUCGCGCCGGCCGCCGUUAACGUGAAGGGAGAGAACGGUCUGUUUCACUUCCUUAUUGGACAGGGUUAAACUUUAGCCGACUGAUUUUACGUAGUUUCUUUUGCUCCUGGUGAAAUUCACUGAGGGAAGGUUCCUUUAGC